AUGGCGCAGCUCACGCACUGGGACCGUUUGGUCAGGUAUGUGUCGGCAAAAGAUGGUCACGUACGAUAUGGCGAGCCUAUCCUUGAUGACACGUAUAAUAUCGAUCAGCAGAUUGAAGCCGGAGCAGUAUUAAAGGUUCGAGUGCUCGAAGGCUCAAGUGCUUUAACAGCCAUGCGCACAGAUGAGGAGGAUGAAAUCCAGCAGCUUCUUAGCCCUCUAGCUCCAGCUGAGGUCCCAAUUGUGCGGUGUACGGGAUUGAACUACAGAAGUCAUAUUGCGGAGUCAGGUUUUGACUAUCCUCAGUAUCCGACAUUGUUUAUCAAGCCCAAUCAGACCAUUGCCAAUACACGAGAGCCCAUCCCAAUUCCAAAGCUUGCGCAGGCUAGGUGCGAUUAUGAAGGCGAGCUAACCAUUUUGAUCGGAAAGGAUGCGAAGAACGUCUCUGAGGCGGUUGCACUAGACUAUGUUGCGGGUUACGUUGUAGGUAAUGACGUUUCCUGCAGAGACUGGCAGCUGGACAAAGCGAAGGCUGGCAUGAUACAGCAAUGGUGUUUCUCUAAAUCCUUUGACAAGUACGCACCCCUAGGUCCCGCAAUUGUCAGCACCAAAGUGCUAGGAGAUGCGACAGGGUUACGUAUCAGGACCUAUGUCAAUGGAGAGCUUAGACAGGACUCGAAUACUUCUGACCUGUUGUUUGGAGUAAAGAAACUUGUCAGUUUCUUGAGCACUGGUCAGACACUCGAGGCAGGCAGUCUGAUCAUGUCUGGUACACCUGGCGGUGUCGGUGCAGCAAUGAAACCAAAACCUCAAUUCUUAGCGAAUGGCGACGAGGUUGUGGUAGAGAUUGAGGGUAUCGGGACAUUGAGAAAUAUGAUGCAGUUUGAGUGA
Talaromyces proteolyticus is the source of this 888-nucleotide messenger RNA. RefSeq lists its product as uncharacterized. The coding region runs from base 1 to 888 and encodes 295 amino acids. The record is from RefSeq and is a predicted model, not a curated record. The transcript is spliced from 2 exons. Gene Ontology annotation, molecular function: catalytic activity. NCBI's taxonomy places the organism in Eukaryota, Fungi, Ascomycota, Eurotiomycetes, Eurotiales, Trichocomaceae.